CGUUCCCUGGCUGUGGACAGAAGCUCAUAGAACAGGAUUUGAAAAGAAACUUGACAUCUUUCUGCUGGGGGAAUCUACAGUCUUGGCCUACCAGCGUCAAAACGAUGGCAAAUCCACUCUUACAUGUCUUUUUACUUGGAGUUAUGCUUCCUGUAGCUUCGUCCAUGAAGCCAUUUUGCAGUAGUAAGAUGGACGAGGGGAAGGCAGUGGAGGGAAACGAAGACGACAAACAACUGCAGUAUUACUACAAUGAGGGAAAAGGCGCCUGUUUUCCUUUCUUCUACAAAGGACUGGAAGGGAAUGAGAACCGCUUCAACACAGACAUGCAGUGUAUGAAGGCCUGCUCUGAGAAGUUUGAAGAGCUCUACCCAGCUGCAGAUGGAGUGUGUGGCCUCCCAGUAGACCAUGGUAGUUGUUUUGCUAUGUUGCUGAUGCACUACUACAACGCAGAAGAGGGGAACUGUCGUGUCUUCCACUACAGUGGCUGUCAGGGCAAUGGCAACCGCUUCGAGACCCGAGAGCAGUGUCUGCAGACAUGCAUGGCCAAAGCAGGAAGGUUUGGUGGUGCUAUGGAACCAGGACCCAACCCAGAUGAGAGUUCCACUAAUGCAGGACUGAUUGUGGGUAUUUUAGGAGGAAUUGUGUUCGCAGUGGCGGUGGUCUCUGCUAUUGUUCUUUUUGUUGUCCAAAGGAAAGAGAAAUCAAGAAAAGGGAGUGAGCAGGUACCAACUCUUGAGAUGAAGUAGAGAUGCAUCACCCUCAACCCUUGUUUUGGAUUUAGUUUAAAUGUGUUAUGUUUUAAAUGUACUCUAUUUUGGUUGAAUAAAAAAGGAAAAUGUAUCCCGUGCAUUAUCUAUAUAUUUUUUGGUUUAUAAACUGUGGGAUGUUGACAAAGUUAGCUGGUGAUGAGCAUUAACCAAACUGUAAAUAAUGCCUGCAUAUUGUAUGUUGAAUUUUGUAACAAGGACUGAUCUGAUCAACCCUCAAACUGGUCUCAGACUUAUAAACUGAUCAACUCUCCUUUUCAAGAAUCCUAAACACUUAUUCAUGUUCAAAUUACAAUGCCAUGUUUUAAGCAGUGGGGGCUGGUGGGAUCUAUAGAAGGACGGGCUCAUUGUAAGGACUGGAAUUAAAUAAUUGGAACGGAGUCAAACGUGAUUGCCAUAUGUUUGAUACCGUUCCAUUUAUUUCAUUCCAGCCAUUACAAUGAGCCCGUCCUCCUAUAGCACCUCCCACCAUCCGCCACUGGUUUUAAAUUAAUUAUUUUUCAAAUAAGUCUAUCUUAUAAACAAUUAAAUAGAUUGUUGAAAGGAUUUACAUUUUUAAAUUUGGAUAUGAAUGUUUGCAUUUGUUCUUUAUUGUACAAACGUGAAAAUAAAUGCAUUUUCAGAA
Messenger RNA from Salvelinus fontinalis (brook trout), 1392 nucleotides. RefSeq names its product boophilin-H2-like. NCBI's taxonomy places the organism in Eukaryota, Metazoa, Chordata, Actinopteri, Salmoniformes, Salmonidae. The record is from RefSeq and is a predicted model, not a curated record. The transcript is spliced from 6 exons. Gene Ontology annotation, molecular function: serine-type endopeptidase inhibitor activity. The coding region runs from base 105 to 746 and encodes 213 amino acids.